Molecule: messenger RNA, 7140 nt
Organism: Girardinichthys multiradiatus
Lineage: Eukaryota; Metazoa; Chordata; Actinopteri; Cyprinodontiformes; Goodeidae
Gene: syt18b
Product: synaptotagmin XVIIIb
Exons: 6
Coding region: 2205-3917 (570 amino acids)
Source: RefSeq, a predicted model, not a curated record
AAACCAGCGCCCUAUAAGGACAAGUGGGAAUAGAUGAUGGAUGGUGUGAUCAUUUUUUCCACCAAUGAGAUGUCCCCUGGUGAAAUGAAUCUAUGGAGAAUUAUCACUUAAAGGUGUGUCUGAGCCUCGCUUGCAUCACUUUUAUAAUUGCACUUGGCUGCAGCAGAAAUCUCCAUUACCAAAAAGAAGAUGAAAAGCUUUUUAACCAGAAGCUGCCUUCCUCAGUGACCACAGAGUGGAGCAAACAUCCUACGCAGGGAUUUCUCUAUUAAAAGACUCAAUAGAGGAAAAACAACAAAAGACCUAUGCUUUUCCUCUGUAAAAGCAGGAAUGCAAAUUAAGCUGUUUUAUUAAGAGAUUGGUUUUUAUAGCUCUGUACUACAAAGUGCAGUAUUUUGCUUUCUUUGGGGCUGCACGGUGGACCAGAGCAUGGGUUUCUAUCCCAGCUGAAGCCGUUCUGGAUGCAGUUUGGAGGUUCUCCCCAUAUGUUAUGGGUACACCUGCUUUCUACCACAGUCCAAAAACAAGCACAUUAGGUUGGUUGGCCAUGCUACACUGCCCCUCGGUGUACCUGUGUGUGUGUGUGUGUGUGUGUGUGAGAGCCUGCAUGCAUGGUUGGUUGUCCCUGUGUUGCCUAGGGAUGGACAGGCAGCCUGUCCAGGGUGUAUCCCACAUCUCACCUAUUGGAUGUUGGAGAUGGGGCCCCUCAUGACCUUGCAAAUAUUUAGCAGAUGUAGGAAAUAGAUGAGGGUGGCAAAUGCCACUCCAAUUAAUAUCCAUCCAACUAUGUAGAAUUCAGUUUAUUACAAUCUUAUAUGUUCAGCUUUAAUUACAUAGUCUAAUUGAAUGCUAAUUAUGUUAUCUAGUUAAAUUCAGUUGAUCAUUGAAUGCCAAUUAAAAUGUUACCUGUCUUAGGAAGCCCAGAAGAUUGCAUUGAGUCAUUGACUUUGCUGACUUUAUGAUUCCUAUAUCACUUGAUGGCUGUGGAGAAAACUUUCAAUCGCACAACCAGUUUGAAUAAUUUCUGUGAUUAUUGUUAAAUUUCAAGCAUAAAAGCUAUGAAUUUUGCUGUUUGUAGUACCUCUCGUUGAUUCAAAUGAUGCAAAUGGGCUUAGCACAAAACAGUGUGAUUAAAUGUUAAAAUUCUAAUAGGUUUAGUUUGAUUGAUUUAUAUGAUGCUUUAUCCCAGCUAAUGUAUUCUCAUGUCAUCGCUCCUGACAUGACCAGAACAAUCUAAUUUAAACCCAGUUUAAUUUCAGUCGAAGCAAUCAUUUUUGUAUCCUGUUCAAUUAAAACUGAUGGAACAUUUUUCACCUUGCUUCAAAAUAUAGUUGAAAAACUGUUUACCUGAGGAGAGUUUAAUAAGUGAGAUAAUCAUCAACAUUUUGUGUUUCAUGAUUCUGAGACUAGCUUUGUACUGUAGGUUCUAAAGUGAAGAAGAAAAUGAGUUCAAAUAAAUGUCUGCAUUUGGGUUUUUGUUUUUGCAGAUGCUUUUUCUGCUGUUUGAAUAAUUUACAAAUGCUUUGCAUGCAGCUUUAUGACUAAAAACUACAACAUUUAAAUGCAUUUAAAUAAGUAAUAUCAGUAUUUAGAUACCAAGUUUUGCCUUUUCAGUCACAGAGCAGUUAAAACAUACAGAUAAUCUCAACUGAUCACCAAAUCCUUUUUUUUUUUUUUUUAUUCGUCUUUACAUUUUCUUGGUUCUAAUCUUAUUUGUCUCAAACUUGAUUUUCAUGGAUCCUUGAUUCCCACCAGAUUAAGUUUGUCAGGUGGAAAAUCUGCAUGUCAUGCUAGCAGUAGAGUGAAUAUAAAAGGACUCUUUAGUGAAGCAUUAAUUCUUUCAUCCUCCUGCUCUCUGCAGGCUCUCUGCAGGCAAUGCUACAGGAAGUUGGAGCCCAUGGGGUGAGGGGGAUGUGGGUGGGGGAUGGGUUUUUAGGAUUUAGUGCUGUGAUAGUUAUCCUAUAGUGACCACUCACUGGCAUCUGGGACAGCGCAGAAUAGAGAUGUUACAGAGGUAUUAUGAGCUGGAAAAUCCCCACCCACCAGGGAGGAGAAAUGUUCAUCUAGUCACUCAACAAAUGAGAACCGCUGUCCUGUGAUGGAGACUGGGAAUAUGUGGAGGGGUUUAAUCGAAGCAUUUCUAGUUGGAAACAGAAAAAUGAUUUUAGGGAUAAAGGUCAAGAAUGAUUUUAAAAACGUAAGUAAUGAUGCCUUUUCACAUGAUCUUCAGACUGUUACCUUUGGAUAUUUUUAAAAAGGCUCUGACCCAUCUGUUGCAUACUUUUGGUACCAUGCCUUACCAUGAUGAGGAGUACCCAGGCCAGCCUCUGUGGCAGUCUGUGUUGCUCUUCUGCUGCAAGGGUGUGAUCGAAGGGAUCAUGGUCGUUCUUUUCUUCUGGCUCCUGGUGCAGGUCCUCUUCACCAAACAAUUAGAAGUUCAUCUUCAGGUUCUUCUUCUGGUUGGACUGAUCAUGUUUUGUCUGUCUCUGAUCCUGGGAUGUGUUCUGUGCUGGAAGAAAAGUGACAUUUGUACAGCAAUCACUAAUUCAUUCACACCAUCGCAGGCUUCUGUUGAAACUGUAACUCCUGUUCAGGAUCCAAGAUCCUCAGACGAAACCACUGGAUCCAGGCAGCUGUGCGAGGAGCUGUAUGGAGAAGUGCUGGAAUAUCCUUCCACAUUCACCAGUCCUACUCCCUCUGAGAGUGGACAUUUCUCUCAGGCAUUUUCUAAUCAAACUCAACCUGCCAGUGAUGAAAAUGAGCAGGGAACAUCUCAUUUUUCCCUGCGUCGCUUCAGCUCCCCACUGCAAACAGCACCACUUUAUAAACCCAUUCACCCAAGCCGUGCAUCCCUGCCUUUGUUGCCCAAACUGGGAAUGCUGACCAGAACAUGUAAGGCCAUGCAGAGGCGCUGCACGGUGGCCGGAGAUUAUAGAUCUUCCGACGAACGCAGCAGACUCACUUGGUCCAGUAUGAACUCAAAAUUAAUUCCUGAAAAGCCAAUUCCCCUGGUUCCACUGAGCUAUGGCUCCAGUGCAUCCUGUAAACCACCAUUAUCCAAACUUUGCCUCCAUUUCACUGUGGCCUUCUCUCUGGAGCAACAAACAUUAACAGUCACUGUCUUAAACCUCACUGGGAGACCUCAGAGACUGGAGGACGUGACCGUCCUGGGCUGUCUACCACCCUUGUACACCUGUCCGUCUCCAGCCGCAACUCAGAGCAGCUGCAACCCUGAAUCCAACAGCCUGGUGCUGAUUCUGAAGGUGAGCUCUGUGAACGAGCUCAAAAACUGUGAACUCCAACUAGCUCUGUAUGUGCCGAAGGAACAGAGCCAAAGAGCCACUGCUUUAGGUGAAGUGGUGGUGAAAUGUGGAGAAAGAGACUGGAGAUCAGAGCAUUCAUUUCACUUCAUUAAAGAACUUGACCAAAACAACGUACAUAUUGAAAAGGAUGCACUGAUAUGUAAAGAGCGGAGCUGUCCACCCCAGAUCCUCAUUGCACUUGAAUAUCAAGUUCGGACCCACUCUAUUAGAACCACGGUCCUCAGUGUUGACAACCUGGACAGCCUUGCUCAGACAUCUGCAGCAGCAGACUACCAGGUGCAGAUCAAUCUGCACCAUGAUGGAGUUUUGAUCAGCAGCAGAGAAACUCAUCGACAUUCCUGCCCCACAUGGAGCUCUUCCUUCGUGUUUGAGCUGCCUCCAGGAGACAUUAAUCAGCUCCCCAUCUCGCUUCAGUUUAUAAUUAUGCAGAAUCAAACGCUUUCAGAGGCUAAAGUUGUUGGUCGAGUCCUCAUCGGUGCAGGUGCUGCAGAAGCGGGACGUGCUCACUGGAGGGACGUGUGCAGCCUGCAUGUGGAGCUGGUACGCCUGCACAUUGUUCACGCAGAGCCACCGAAGGCCACAGCUCUUUGCUAAGUGUUUUGUCACCUUUUAAAGAAGGUCUGUUGUUGCUCUUCUUCGGGCAUCAAAAAUACAUUCAUGGUUCAAAAAUAAGUAUGCCCUAAACUCUAAGAUGUCAGGAUAUAAUAAAGCUCACACGGUUGCCACAUUGUUUGCAUUGCUCUGAUGUAUUAAAUUCUACAUGUGAAACAGCGUUUCAUGUUUUUUGUGAAAGUAAUAUGUCUCAAUGAGUACAUAGGACAUUUAAAACUUAAAAUAUAGCCUCAUUAAUUAUAUAUAUAUAUUCUAGGCAAAGUUUAAAAGAUGAGUUUUAGAACACUGCAAUACACACACUAUUUACAAGUCUUAGAAAAGUCCUGGAAAAAAGAGAAAAAGUCACAAAAUAUUGAUCUCAGCACUCAGUGUUUAUCAAUAAAUGCUAAUUCAAAGUUACUCAGGGUUUUAGUCAGAUAUUCGCUUGCCCUUCCUUCUGAAUAUCUGUAAUUUACCAGUUCUGCAAAGGAAAACUGAAUCAAUAUCUUUGUAGGCUUGGGAAUUUCUGUGAAAUCAGAAAAAACAUUUAUUGAUUAAAUGGUAAUUACAGGUUAUUUUAUCCAUGAAUUGAGUUACUAAGGUGCCCAGUGAAAGACUUCAAACCAUCUGAACUUGUAAUUUUGUAACUUUACAGCCACAAACUGUAACCUAUUUUGUUAGGAUUGUAUACGAUAGAAAAUACCACACCACAGUGAAGUAAAAAAAAAAACUGCAUGGUUUUCCUUUUUAUAUUUUUAUUUGUAAAACAAAGUGUGGUGGGCAUUUGUGUUUAGCCCCUUUAAUCUGAUUCCCCUAAAUGAAAUCCAAUGUAACCAACUACCUUCGCAAGUUGCCAAAUUAGUAAAUAAAGCCUACCUUUGCGCAAUUUCAUCUCAGCUGUUUUGUGAGAAAGCUCAGAGGCUUCAUCUCACAGAGAACUGUUCAUUACCUCAUCUGAUAAUGGAACGAGGAUGGCACAACUGAACCCUACUGAGACAUGGCCACGCACCUGAACUGACAGGACACGCAAAGCAUUAAUCAUAGAAGCAGCCUAGAGACUUAUUCUGGAGAAGCUGCACAGAUUCACAGCUCAGCUUGGAGAAUUUCUCAACAAAACUGUUGUGCACUGUAGAAAUUUGAGUUUUAUGGAAGAGUGGCAAUAAGGAAAUCUAUUGUUAAAAGAAAAACAAGUGGUCCUGUUUGCAGCCACAAAGUCAUGUAGGGAACCCAGCAAACAUGUGGAACAACGUACCCUGAUUAGAUGAGACUUAUACUGAACUCUUAUACUGCCACCACCACGUUUUACUGUGGGAAUGCUUUCCUUAGCAGGAAUAGGGAAGCUGAUCAGAGCAGGUAAGAAGACAGCUAAAAUAAUUAGAGGCCAUUUCUGGAACAAAACCUGCUAGGGGCUGGAGAAAACUUGAGAUUGAGGUGGAGGUUCAUCUUCCAGCAGGACAACAAACCUAAACACAUAGAGAGAGCUACAAGAAAAUGGUUUAGAUCAAAGCAUAUUCUUGUGUUAGAAUGACCCAGUCAAAGUUCAGACCUAAAUCAAAUUGAGAAUAUGUGGCAAAACUUGAAAAUUUUUAUAGACAGUGGUCCAGUUUGAGAUGUUUUGCAAAGACGACUUGCAGCUGUAAUUGCAUCUAAAGGUGGUUCCACAUGGGAUUGAUUCAGGGGGAUUGAAUACAAAUGCACACCAGACAUUUUUAGAUUUAGUAAAGCAAUUUUGAAAAACAUGUAAUGUUUUCCUUUCACUUUUAAAUUAUUUAUUACUUUUUGUUGGUCUAUCACAUAAAACUUCAAUAAAAUAAAUUGAAGUUUGGAGUUGCAACGUCAGGGAGAUGAAUAUUUUUGCAAGGCAGUGUGAAGAUAAAAUGUGGGCGACUGUAAAAUUACAUUGACAAAAUACACAUAGUAUACAUAAAAGUCCUUACAUAAAUGAUAGUGUUACUGAUGUAACAAGCACAAAGCCAGCUGGAGCUUGAAAAAAUGAAGGCUUACUCAGUGUGAUUGUAAAGUUGAAUACUGCUAGUUUUUCCAGAUUGUGAAGACCUCCCAGACACCUAACAAAAGCCUUUGCUCCUCUUCAUUUUAGCCUUAACCACAGCCUUCACCUUAACCAUGUUUCUAGGGGCUGCAUAAGCAUUCGAUUGAAAUGAAAGCAAAAAAAAAUAAAACCGUUCCCAUAGCUGCGCCCUAAUUGGUUUUCUGCUGCCUAUUUUUAUGUCCAGUCAAUGGGGAUUGGAUGCCCCUGUGAGAGUCCAAUGGAGGCAUUAAGGCUGGGUGAUGAUGCUGAAGUUCGGUGCUAAACUAAAGGGCUAUAUAAUAGUUUAUGAAAGAAGUCUGUAAUAUUUAAAUAUUUGAUACUUAGAUUGGUCAAACCUGAACUGGAUAAUUCUACACCUAACAGAAGCUCCUCAAAGUGCAGUGUGAGAUUUAUGAAACCGUUAUUUUGUUUGUGACAACACAAAAAGGCCACUUUAAUGCUGUUUUGGUUCCAGAUCUAACAUGAAUUGGUACAGAAGAAAAAUUUUUAAUAUAUAGACAGACCUGAACAGAAAUAUUCUAAAUUGAUUAUACAUUUGUGUGAUUUUCUGAGACCUUUUUGUAAAAACACAAUAAAAAUAAAUGUGGACUCUUCUUCAAAAUCCUUUCUCAUCUCUUCAUCAUUCUGUGCUCUUCUCAUGGAAUCUAAUAAGCAGGCAACAUUGAUGCAGAGGCUGCCACUGCGUUUAGUACAGAGGUUCAUUUUAUGAUGGUGACGCAUUGUAACUCAGUCCCAUCCUCUUACAUUUUGAGUCAGAUGUGCUCUGGCUGAGCAGUUCACUCCUCAGCUUCAUAUCCGAUUAUUUACCAUGAGGGGGAGAGAGAGUUGUUUCUGAGAUUAUUGCUGAAACAUGUUUCACGUGGAGUUUUAGGGGUUAUGCACGCGGACCUUAACCCCUCCCCUCGUACUGAAUGCAGUUUGAUUAAAGUAGAAGGGAUUUGCACUGUCUGCACAUAUGCGGACAUAUAGGUAACGGAAUGGGACGCUCUCUUGAUUGGAUGAGAUUAUGUGUGAACCAUGACAUUAAAUCUUACCAGUUGCAGAUAUUUCUACUUAAUUACUGACACAUUUCAAUAUGCAGACACAAAACCAUUGCAUAUUUUUCUGUUUGAUUGGAAGCUGGACAUAAAAAGAUGUUUGAAAUACAUUUUAGAGUUUAUAAAACCUGCAGUUUCA